This is a messenger RNA of Melopsittacus undulatus (budgerigar), 4413 nucleotides long. It is a transcript of the gene PLRG1, whose product is annotated as pleiotropic regulator 1. Lineage: Eukaryota; Metazoa; Chordata; Aves; Psittaciformes; Psittaculidae. Gene Ontology annotation, biological process: mRNA splicing, via spliceosome. The record is from RefSeq and is a predicted model, not a curated record. The coding region runs from base 67 to 1617 and encodes 516 amino acids. The transcript has 15 exons. Gene Ontology annotation, cellular component: Prp19 complex; precatalytic spliceosome; catalytic step 2 spliceosome. Gene Ontology annotation, molecular function: protein binding.
GGCAGGUGCCGGAAGCGUCUCCAUAGCGGUCCCAGAGUGCGGUGGUGGUAGGAGCUCGCCGACGCCAUGGUGGAGGAGGUCCAAAAGCAUUCUGUGCACACACUUGUGUUCAGAUCUUUGAAGAGGACUCAUGAUAUGUUUGUAGCUGAUAAUGCCAAACCUAUCCCGUUAGAUGACGAAAGUCACAAAGUAAAGAUGGCAGUCAAGUUACGUACGGAGUAUGGCUCAGUAUUACACAUGCCUACUCUUAAAGAAAACUUGAGAGAGAAAGGAGGUCCAAACACCGGGGAUCCUUAUGGACACAAACAGUACUCUGGAAAUCAAGGACAAGAACUUGAGUAUUUAAUAACUGGCACACAUCCAUAUCCACCCGGGCCUGGUGUGGCUCUGACAGCAGAUACUAAGGUACAGAGAAUGCCUAGUGAAUCUGCAGCACAGUCCUUAGCUGUGGCACUUCCUGCUUCUCAAUCCAGGUUGGAUGCAAGUCGGACAGCUGCUGGUGUGGGUGAUAUUUACAGGCAUGCUGGAAUAUCUGAGCGUUCACAGCCUCCUGGGAUGUCUGUGGCUAUGGUGGAAGCUGGUGGAAACAAAAAUUCUGCAUUAAUGGCAAAGAAGGCUCCAACCAUGCCCAAACCUCAGUGGCAUCCACCUUGGAAACUGUACAGAGUUAUCAGUGGUCACCUGGGCUGGGUGAGAUGUAUUGCAGUAGAACCAGGAAAUCAGUGGUUUGUUACUGGCUCUGCUGACAGAACCAUAAAGAUCUGGGACCUUGCUAGUGGCAAAUUGAAAUUGUCUUUGACGGGGCACAUCAGUACUGUGCGAGGGGUGAUAGUAAGUGCAAGAAGUCCAUAUCUCUUUUCUUGUGGAGAAGACAAACAAGUGAAAUGCUGGGAUCUUGAAUACAAUAAGGUUAUUAGGCAUUACCAUGGUCAUCUCAGUGCUGUGUAUGGUUUAGAUCUGCAUCCAACAAUAGAUGUACUGGUAACAUGUAGCAGAGAUUCAACAGCACGAAUCUGGGAUGUAAGGACAAAAGCCAGCGUGCACACACUAUCAGGACACACAAAUGCAGUAGCGACAGUGAAGUGCCAGGCUGCAGAACCACAAAUUAUUACAGGCAGUCAUGAUACUACCAUACGGCUCUGGGAUUUAGUGGCAGGAAAAACUCGUGUUACUUUAACAAAUCACAAGAAAUCUGUUAGAGCAGUAGUGCUACACCCAAGACAUUACACAUUUGCAUCUGGUUCUCCAGAUAAUAUUAAGCAGUGGAAAUUCCCAGAUGGAAAUUUCAUUCAGAAUCUGUCUGGUCACAAUGCUAUUAUCAACACACUGGCUGUAAAUUCUGAUGGUGUUCUGGUCUCAGGAGCUGACAAUGGUACAAUGCAUCUUUGGGACUGGAGAACUGGAUACAAUUUCCAGAGAGUACACGCAGCUGUGCAGCCGGGCUCUUUGGACAGUGAAUCAGGAAUAUUUGCAUGUGUUUUUGACCAGUCAGAAAGCAGACUGCUAACUGCUGAAGCUGAUAAGACCAUCAAAGUAUACAAAGAAGAUGAUACUGCGACUGAAGAGACUCAUCCUGUCAGCUGGAAGCCAGAAAUUAUCAAGAGAAAGCGAUUUUAGUGCAGCAGGAUACUUAUACUAUAAUUUUGUUUUGGCUUUCCUGAAAACAUUCAGUCACAUUUUGUUCUGCCUAGAACAGCAGAGCAGGAAGUCAGCUAAGUCAUUGCUAUUUCAACAUGUUUUAUAAUAAAUCUUAUUUCUCUUCCCUUUUUGUCUUUUUUUUUGGUGUGAUCCCAGCAAACCAGUUGCAGCUGUUAACUUUCUCUUUGUGGAGCAUGUAUAGUUCAUGAAAAGGAUAGAUGUGCAGGUGGUUACUUUUUUGUAUGAAUCUACUGAGUGUAGGUCUAAAAAUAUUCUGAUGAGCCAAGUUUUCUGAAAGACCCUUGCUUGACUCCAGAAGUUAAUUGCAAGUUCAUGCAUAGAAGCCAUGUACUGGGAAUUUCUUGAUUGACUUUUAGAUUUUAGACCAGUAUAGCUUACUGUACAUAUGCUAAUAGUGUACUGCAAUGGAAUGGUAUAUAUACUAAAUUACAGAGUAACUGUAAUCAAGAAAGGAGCAGGACAGUAUAUAUAUAUUACCUUAUAAACGCAGCUACUGAGCAAUGCCAGUGCUUUAUUAUUGAAUGAAAUAGAUCUUCAAAGUGUUUCUUUCCUUAGGAAAGCUUUCGUAUGCAACUACUCAUCUUACUUCAUUUCAGAGCGGACCUCCUGUAGGAAGGACCACUGUCAAAUCAUACUGUUCACCAUCACCAUAGUGUUAGGACCAGUUGACUUCCUUUGUAAACCACCUGUUUGUUUUUUCAGCUAUCUAAAGUCUAUAUGACAGAGUACAAUUAACCUUUGAAACUGAGGUCUAAGAGAAAAAGCUGUUAAGUCAUCCCAGCCAUAAUUUUACAUGUUGCUGUCUCCCCAUGAUCUUCUGAAGGAAUUUAAAAUAAACAUUUCUGAAAGAAUUUGUACUCCUGAAGGGACAAAUCUUCAUUAUAUUUACAAACAGUCACAUAACACACAGUAAACAUAAAAGCCUCCUUGCUACAACUUUUCUGUGAUGUAUGUGGUGCUCUAAAGCGCUUUCUAUUCAUGGGGGAGAGAAGUGUUAAAGCCAUCAAACCAUCCAGUUGUUGUCAACUUUGAUAGCAGUUUUAAUAGGUGCAGCAGCAAGUUGCAUGCUGGGUAAGUGCUGAGAAUUGUUCUGUGGCCGCAGCAUUGAUAGCAAGCAGUUCACAAUAAUUAUUUCUGUUCUCUACCAGUCUGACUUUUUUCAAGCCUGGAAUUAAUGUUAGAGAAAUGACAGUUACUUGCACUGUAACUUACAAAAAGCUAGUAAAACUAAGUGUUGCUUAAAUUAUGAGAAUUUUUGUCUUUUUUGUGGUACUCUGGCAGUCUUGUACUUAUAAUUUGAAUGUUUGACAAUAGCAUUUUAAGGGAGUCCAUGCUGCAUAAAUACCUGUUUUUUGGUUGACAGCUAUUGUCUGAAGUAUCUUUACAAAAGAGAGAGUAUUUGGUAUUUACAAGUUGGACUAAACAUCUUUUAUUUUGGUAUUUACAAGUUGGAUUAAACAUCUUUUAUUUUGAUAAUUUUUUCUAGAUCUUUAUUGCAGCUGUUAGAAUUUUAACUAACAUAAUGGGGGAAAAUAUAGUUUGUGACUUAGGUGUAUUUUGUAUUACUGCUAAUGCUUCAUUCCAGAAGUCGAUGAAUUAUUGGCAUUACACAGAAGUUUCUUGCUCACUGUGAAAUCCCCUGAAGGUAACCAGAGUGGAGACAAAUAAUGCACUUGAAAAGGGGUGGGAUUGUUGUGAGGUUGUUUUUGGUUUUGUGAUUCUGGGGGGAUUGUGUUGUUGGAGGCUUUUUUAGUGUCUAUUUCUUGUGACAGUUUGAAGUCAGGAAAGGGAAAUCGGAGAUUUUGGCUUACAGUUCCAGCACAUCUCCUCUCCUUUAAAAACUGCGUUUAUUCCCCUAUCACUUUGAAGACUGAUCAGAAAGCCUCCUGCAGAACCUGUGCAUGGGUAAAUACCUGGUUUGCAAAAAUAGCUACUCAUUAUUUAGAAUAACACUUUUCCUUUUUGGUUCUAUAAUAAUGCUGUCCCAAUUCUAAAUAUCUGUCUUCUUUUUUUUUUUAAACUGUAUUCUUUAACAUUUGAUUUGCAUGUUCAUUUCCAUCCCAGCAGUGUUUUUCUUCCACUUGACAGUAAUGUGAAUAGCAUCACAUAUGUAGUAUUCAUGAUAUGUCAAAAAUAUUGGAUAUCAUUUAAGUUCUUCUCUAGCACAAUAGUGAAUUUAUACACAUAUAUCUGUUUGUGGAGGAUACACAGUGACAUUAGAUUUGUCCAUGUAAGUCACGAGGUAAAGCAAAAUAGGAGGGUCUGGUCCACUGGAUGUAUUGUUCAUGAUUCUGGAAAGUGUCACACUGCAAUGUCAGUUAAUAGGAGCCUAAUCUUGGAAAACAAUUGUAAUUUAAAACAUAAAAUUUUAUGUUAUCCUCUGUAUAUGAUUAAAUCAUACACAUUUCUACCACAAACCCUGAAUUUUGUUUUAUACUGUACAUAAUUGCAGAGAAGAAAAUGUUUUUUUUGUUUGUAACAUAAUUCAAAAAAGUGUAACUGGUAAAAUUGAGAGUUUUUAAGAUCACACUUUGCUGUAUACUGAAGCGUACAAUGUAAACUAUGGAGCUAGAAUGCUGCCAUUUGCUGGCAGCAUGAAAAUUGUGCAGAACGGUAUGUGUUUGGCAACUUAAAGACCUACAGAAGUAAAUCUGUAAUAGCCAGUUUCUUUUUAGUCCUGUUAGAUAAAAAUUUAAAGUGCUAUGCUGGAUAUAAGUGACAGCAAUUGAGCUAUCAAUAAAGCCUUCAAUACAA